Messenger RNA from Centropristis striata (black sea bass), 5414 nucleotides. RefSeq names its product TBC1 (tre-2/USP6, BUB2, cdc16) domain family, member 1 (gene tbc1d1). Lineage: Eukaryota; Metazoa; Chordata; Actinopteri; Perciformes; Serranidae. The coding region runs from base 208 to 4416 and encodes 1402 amino acids. The record is from RefSeq and is a predicted model, not a curated record. The transcript is spliced from 23 exons.
GAGGGAGGUCGGAUCUGCCCUAUCUUCUAUAUUUAUCUCAAACUAGAGACUGCCUGGGCUGUGUAAAGCUCUCCCUCUCUUUCUCUGUCCCUGUGUGUACGCAUGUACGUAGCUCUGAAAUACACUUCUCUUGGCAGCGCUUCACGCAUCGGACUUCAGUGAAUAGGUAAAAGCUGAGGCAGACAGCUGCCUCCGGCGUCAGCAGCUAUGGAGGGACUCUACUUUGAAGUGAAGCCCAGAAGAGAUGAUCCCUGCAGGCCUAGCAGCUCUGAGAAAACCCCUCCAUACAUAACUUCAAACCGCUCAUGUCCAACACUUUCACAUCUCACCUCUCACUCACCGUGUCCUCAGAAACUCUCUUCUGCUCUGAAGAGGAUAGCAACAUGGGGAGAAAAGGUAGAGGAAGAAGGAGAGGAGGAGGAGGUGAGAUACAAACUGACAUUAAUCGGCUCUCUGCCGGUCCACCAACUGACCACCAUGGCCAUGCUGCCCUGGGUGGUGGCUGAGAUCAGCAAGCCUCGGCCUGCAGAGAAGAAUCUGGGUGCUGGGUCCCGGUCUGGAGGACAGCCUGACCCCUCUACCCCUACUCAGACAGUUUUUCUGUGUGUGUCAGCAUCGUGGGUGCGAUGUGUGACUGUUCUGAGAGAGGGAGUUGUCUGGAACCCACUGACACACACUGUGCUGUUUGAAUGUCGUCCUCACCAAGUGACUAAGCUAAUUCACAAUAGUCAGGAGCCCAGCAGCUUCGGCUGCCUGGUCAGAGACACACCGAACUGCGCCUGCUAUGUCUUCCAGUGCCAGGACAGCACCAAGGUUCCUGAGAUCAUCAGUACGUUGAGGCAGGCUGGCAAGAGCUCAGCUCGCAGCGAUGACAUCGCCACCAUUUCCAUCAAAACUUCCACCGCGGGCAGCGAAUCCUCUGAAAAAUCUUUUUCUUCUCUCUCCACAACGACAACGUCGGCAGCAGCCUCUGUUGCUGUGUCUCCGACAGCUUUUUCCAAGAAGUUUGAGGUGUUGUUCUGCGGCCGUGUGAGCGUUGCUCACAAGAAAGCCCCUCCUGCCCUGAUUGAUGAGUGCAUCGAGAAGUUUAGCCAGUUACAUGGCUCAGGGAUGGGUGAUAAAGGAGGAAAUAGUGGGCGAUUAGCGGGUGGGCUGAGGAGGGCUUUAACCUUUCAAUCCAAUGGACUCGGGAGUGAUGACGUUGGUAAUUGUACUGCAGGGAGCCCAACCAUCGGGAAGCGUCCUGUACUGUUUAAAAAAGACCCCAGCUUUCCCUGUCUGCAGGCCCUGGAUGAGAAUGGACUCUCACCUGAGAUCUCUCACACCAACACUCCUACCGCACACGCCCAAUCCACUGGAGUACAGCCCACCAGCCUGCAGGAGAACAGGACCAUGCUGUUUACGGUGGGCAGGUCUCAGAUCUUCUUGGUUAGUCCAGACACUAAGAAAGUUGCCAUAGAGAAGAGCUUUAGAGAAAUUUCCUUCUGCUCACAGGGCAUCCGUCACGUGGAUCACUUUGGCUUUAUCUGCAGGGAGACAGUGGAAGGAGGAAGCUGCCACUUCGUUUGCUAUGUCUUCCAGUGCACCGACGAAUCACUGGUGGAUGAGAUCAUGCUGACUUUGAAGCAGGCGUUCUCUGUGGCAGCCCUGCAGCAGAAUGCAAAGACCCAGAGCCAGCAGUGUGACAGCUGCCCCAUGCAGCAGCUCCACAGACUGUGUGAGAGGAUCGAAGGUCUACACCCAUCGAAAACCAAACUGGAGCUUCAGAGACACUUGGCCAGUCUGGACAACCAGGAGCAAGCAUCAGUCUUUGAGAACACUAUGAGGGCUCGUCCUAAGAGCGAUCAGGAAGAGAAUGAGUUGGUGAUGACUUCUUUGAGGAAUCUGUAUGAGGAGAGGCAGCGGAGCCAUCAGCACACUCUGCCUGGAGAGAGCAGACAGGUGUGUGAGGAGGCAGCUCCAGCUCCAGUGGAGGCGCAGCAGCAGAGCAGCAGUCGGCAGCGACUUGAGCAGUUCAAGAGCCGAGCCAAGCGCUCUCUCACUGAGUCCCUGGAGGGGAUCUGGAAAGGGAGCAGCAAGGCCAGAGCUCAGAGGGACAACAGUGUAGGAAGUGACAGCGGUUCUUCCAUCUGUACAGUCAACAGCAGUCAGGACCAGUCCUGUCUAGAUGACCCCUUGCCUGCUACCCAGCUGAGACCCACCAGCCCACUCAGGGGCCACAACUCAACGGGAGACCUGAAGCGCCUCGACCCCUCUCUUCCCCUCUCUCCCUCGUCCUCCUCUUUAACAAGUGACACUCAGCCUCAGGGCAUCCGCCGACGGGCCAACACCUUCAGCCAUUCUCCCACCCCAUCCUCAACAGAUUACUCACCGGUGCACACUCUAACUCACACACCACAGGACCCUACUGCAGCUACCAAGCCCAAGCUCGUACGACACUACUCCGUCAGCACCGACACUCCACACCAGAGCAAACAUGUCCCAUACAACUCCACCCUUCCUCCUGUUCCUCCUUGCCCUUCAUCUCCCUCUUCUCUCCUCACUCAUCAUCCUUCCUCACCUUCUGCUGGAGCCCGGCUCAAUAAAAAACGUCCUCUGGGUGGUCUACGUGCUCGUCUCCACUCCUCUUCCUCUGUCCCUAAUUUUCUGAAAUUCCCAUUUCUGGCUCCUGUCCAAGAGAAUGAUUUUCCUCCUGAGCCAAACAGCAGAGAUGUAGCAGCUCUGUCCACACCGAGUGCAGCAUGUGGGGUAGGGGAGAGCCCUCUGCGCAGCCACCGCCACUCAUGGAGGCAGCAGAUCUUCUUACGGGUUGCAACACCUCAGAAGAGCACAGAAACCAAUGAGCGGGGGGAUUCCUGUCUAGACGGGGGUCGAGUGUGCGUGGGCCAGGUGGGAGUCGGAGGAAGUGGGGAUUUGACCAUUAGAGCUGUGCCUGAGGAACGGACGAAAAGGAGCAAAGAGGAGCUGAGGGAGCUCUGGAGGAAGGCCAUCAUGCAGCAGAUCCUGCUGCAGAGGAUGGAGAUGGAAAACCAGAAACUUCAGGCCUCAGAGAGCGAUCUGAAGAACAAACGUCUGAAGCUGGACUACGAGGAAAUCACUCCAUGUCUGAAGGAUGUCACUCUAGUCUGGGAGAAGAUGAUGGGGACUCCUGCGAGGGCAAAGGUCAAAUUUGACACAGAGACCAUACAUGCUGCUGUUGCACAAGGUGUCCCAAGGCAACAUCGAGGCGAGAUCUGGAAAUUUCUGUCUGAACAGUAUCUGCUCAGGCAGACGGUCCCGUCCCGACCCCCCGCCAAUGACACUCCGUACAAAGAGCUGCUGAAACAGCUCACCUCGCAGCAGCACGCCAUCCUUAUAGACCUGGGUCGCACUUUCCCCACUCAUCCAUAUUUCCAAGCACAGCUGGGGGCAGGACAGCUGUCUCUGUAUAAUUUACUGAAAGCCUACUCGCUGCUGGACCCUGAGGUGGGUUACUGCCAGGGCCUGUCCUUCAUUGCAGGAGUGCUGCUGUUACACAUGGGGGAGGAGGAUGCCUUCAACAUGCUCAAAUUUCUUAUGUAUGACGUUGGGCUCCGCAAACAGUACAGGCCUGACAUGAUUAUCCUGCAGAUUCAGAUGUACCAGUUGUCACGGCUGCUCCAUGACUACCACAGGGAUCUUUACAGCCACCUGGAGCAGCAGGAGAUCGGACCCAGCUUAUACGCCACGCCCUGGUUUCUCACCGCCUUCGCCUCGCACUUCCCGCUCGGCUUUGUGGCCAGAGUCUUUGAUAUGUUGUUCCUGCAGGGGUCAGAGGUCAUCUUUAAGGUGGCCCUGAGCCUGCUGGGGAGCCACAAGCCUCUGAUCCUGCAGCAUGAGAGCCUGGAGUCCAUUGUGGACUUCAUCAAGACCACACUGCCCAACCUGGGCCUGGUGCAAAUGGAGAAAACCAUCAAUCAGGUUUGUCAGAUGGACAUGUCCAAGCAACUUCAGGCCUACGAGGUGGAGUAUCAUGUCCUGCAGGAUGAGCUGCUGGACACGCCCCCGACCCUCAACCAGCAGCAGCGAGCCGCACAGCUGGAGAGGACCAAUCAGAGCCUCCGGCAGCAGAAUCUCGAUCUGCUUGAGGAGCUGCAGGUGUCACACGCUCGAGUCUGCAGCCUGGAGAGCCGAGUGGAGGUGUUGGCUCAGUCCGAGGGCCAGUUGAAGGAGCACGUUUCCGCACUGGAGCAGGAGAAGAAAGAGCUGGCGAGCACCGUCACACGCCUUCAGGACCUCCUCACCAGUCUCGGCAUACACACCACCCCUGAUGGACACACACUCCCCCCACCCACUGAAAGACACACAGUCACAGCAAAGGUGGGAAACAGAGAGGGGCUGUCAAACAGGACUGUGGACUCUCUUCCCCACCCUUUGGCUCUUCCUGAGGGUUCAUAGCUGCACCUAAUCAUUUUUCAAAUGAUAAGGUCAACCAGAGGAGGUGGUGUGUUUGUGAAAGCCACAGGACGAGAAGGUCAGGUGAGACGUUAAAAUGACUCCCUACCUCGACCUUUAUCCUCUUCUUAGCUCCAGAAUGUUUUAAUAAAAAAGGUAGGUUUACCUAAAACAGAGAGGAGAACAAUGGAACUAUAACAACAACAGGGUUGAGGUUAACAGACAAAGAAAACCCCCUGAGUAUUAUCCCAAAACAGCACAAAUGCCCAAUUCCUGCUCUCUAACAAUUAUUAAUGAACAACAAUCCCCAAAGAUAGCACUGUCCCACUGGGCCUCUACUGUACAAACAAAACAGUUACGUUUGCACCUGUACUUGUAUGUAUGUCUGUGUCUUUGAAUGUCUGUGAGUGUCUUCACUCGUGUGUUUUAUGCCCCUGUGUCAGAGGCAACAACACUAAAAUAGCCAAAGAAUGUCCUUAUUAAAGAGGAACUUUGUGUUUUUUGACCUGGCCCAUGAUUUUUGUUUCUAAGUAACUAAAAGUGACAACAAUAUUUAAAAUGUGUCCACUUUUGUAUCUAUAUAGAUGAAUUGCCCCAAGCAAUUAGAAUGUAGCCAUCAUGAAUUAGUUGAUAUUUUGCAACUAUUCCUGGCUUUUUGUCGCUGUCCUGCCAUGCUUUGGUGGAAACUGAUGCCAUGUCAACACAAUAACUUUACAAUAACUACCUCUGCUCUGUCUGCAGUUGUUCUCUUUAUUCUUGGAGAUUAGGAAAAUGUGCUUUAGCACAAGUUUUUCUUUCUUUUUUGGCUGGCAGAAGUCAUUGGAGUCAAAAUAGUCACUGCAGACUCAAUGGUCUGCAAGGUGCAGUGUAUGGACUGGAGUGUUAGCAUCCAUUAGUUCAGAAAUGCACACACACACCAUUAUUUUUAUUCAAAAACGUUUAGAUAAAACUAAGCUACACUUUCUGUACUCCAACAUACAACUCUUCCCAGCACUCCUCAU